Messenger RNA from Exophiala oligosperma, 1224 nucleotides. RefSeq lists its product as uncharacterized. Lineage: Eukaryota; Fungi; Ascomycota; Eurotiomycetes; Chaetothyriales; Herpotrichiellaceae. The record is from RefSeq and is a predicted model, not a curated record. Bases 1 to 1224 code for a protein of 407 amino acids. The transcript has 2 exons.
AUGGCCUCCCAUCGCACCGCUGCGUCUGUAUCAGAACAAUCUCUGGCGCCAUGGCCACCCGAAGCGCUUAUCGCUGAAGUCUACUCACUCGCAGAGGAGAAAGGGCUUUCCACAUGUUGGACGUCAGUUUUGUCGGCCAAGUUGAAGAUUCAGCUCCCGAAUGGCGAUUUCGACUUGAAAUCAUGCCUGCAGGUGGCUCCGAAAGAAGAUCUCAUCGCUUGUGUUACGGCUCUGCGUACCGAGUUGGAAGCCAGCACAUGUGUAAGGGCACAACGAAAGCCCUAUCGAAGGCGACUGUCGGGCACCAGACAAAGGACCAGUCAGGAGAAGCGCCAAGCUAGACAGAAAAGAAGCAAAACGCAGGUCAAAGUCACGACUCAAGAUGUGAGAGACCCGCCCGGAGUGCCCCAACCUAGGCAAAGUAUGGAUGUCGAGAUACAAAAGAUGGAAAAUCAGGAGACCAGAAUCGGCCAGAUUCAAGAAUUAUUGGCCGUACAACACAUGCAACAGCAGAAUUUCACUUCUUUGGAGGCUCAACUUGGCGAAAUGAAGAGCAAAACGGAAGCCUUCCAUCAGCAGCUACUGGGAGAGUUGAAGAUGGCCCAACUGACCAUCGAUUCGGCCACCACAGUGCAAACUGAUCCCACAAUACAAGCUUUGGCAGGAGGGGACUUUAUAAAUAUUCGUCACUGUAUGGAAGAGCAGGCACUUGACAUGCGUCGGAAUGACGAACAGCUCACGGAGGCCCGACGACUUAUCGAUGAACAUCGUGCCGAAAUCAGAUAUCUCAAAACUCAGCUCGACAAAAUUCAAGAAGAGAUCCAACGGGGAUGUGUGGAGAGACAGACGUCAAUUAUCUCUACCGAUGCUUUUUCAGAGGCGAACACAGACUGUGACAAAGCCACUGUAUUAACUUCCUCGGCUGAAUCGACACAGUUACAUGGAAGCUACCCUACGGAAACAACUCAAUCGUAUGGUAUUGUUGAAUCGAUUUCGUUUUCCACAUCACCAGCAGCAGGAAUACAUGCUGGUAUGUCUCAAACCUCCAAGUUGAUGGAAGACAACAUGGCUUCAUCGGAGCCGGGCGCUGUAAACGCCCAAUAUACGCCAAUGUUUGCGGAGACACAGCAAGUACAUGUGAGACUCUUGAGUGAUGUCAAAUUGGGAGACUAUUUCCACCACGCCAUCGACUCUGAUGCUGUGGCCGGCUUCCGCAUGCAUUGA